AAAAUUGAUAAGCUAAGGGGGUUUCCUAUGCAAAUUAUCCUGGGGGAUUACCCACGGUUGUGUUGUACCGUAGGCUUCUUCUGCUUCUAAGAACAGACUGUAACAGUUUUGGAAGACGUCUAUAAGUAUUAACGACCUCUCUUAAGAUCUUAAAGAUGAGUGAAGAUUUUUGUCCAGGAAAACCAGGAGAUUUAGUGGUAUUCAUAAGAAAGAAGGGUGCAUAUAGACACUAUGCGGUGAAUGUGGGUGACGGCUACAUCAUACAUGCAACUUCCGUGUCAGACGAGCGUGUGGGUAGCUUCGAUGUGUUGGGCUGUUGUUCUACAAGCUCAAACAUAGCAAUGAUAAAGAAAGAAAAGUACAGCCAUUUUAAGCAACAAGGGGAUAAAGUAAGAGUUGAAGACGGUUCUUGGAAUGACAAACCACCGCUUCCCGUCGAGGAAAUCAUCGAGAGAGCUCAGUCGAAAAUCGGCGUGAGAGAUUACAGCGUACUGUUUAACAACUGUGAGCAUUUCGCUCGCUGGUGCCGCUACGGAGAAGAAAGUAGUGACCAAGUUGAUGGUCUUAUUCGGGGCGUAGCGGCGUUUGGUGCUUUUGGUGCGAUAGCUGCUGAUGUGAUAGCGGGUAAGAGGAAGACAAGACACGCAAGCAGUACUAGUCAGUGACCAUACGUUCUGGAGACUUGGUAUUGAAUAUUACCCAAAACGAUGGAAUUCAGAAGAGCUCCUAGUUUUAAAGAUUAUUUUCUUGUCGUUUUUGUUUCUUUUUUUCUAGAGAAAGUAAAUCAUUCCACGAAUAGCAAGAAUUUUUGGAGGAGCUAUUCGGGAUAUUUGACAGCAUAGUGCGAAUUCAUGCGCCUUGAUAAAACUCAUUUAUUGAUAGCGUAACCGCGUCCUAAUGGAAAUGGAGCGUGAAUGAAAAAUUUAAUUUUAAUAGAAACAAUUUAAAGAGUACUUAUAAAGCCGGAAAAAUUAAGCAUGUUCUCGACUUUCACAUCCCCAUAAUGCCUUGCGUUUUUGGGGGGUAACCAAUCAAAAAACUGUCCCAAAUUGAAAGGUUUCUUAAUUCAAUUUAUACUAUACCUGCUUUU
Molecule: messenger RNA, 1090 nt
Organism: Actinia tenebrosa (Australian red waratah sea anemone)
Lineage: Eukaryota; Metazoa; Cnidaria; Anthozoa; Actiniaria; Actiniidae
Product: phospholipase A and acyltransferase 3-like
Biological process (GO): N-acylphosphatidylethanolamine metabolic process
Cellular component (GO): cytoplasm
Molecular function (GO): A2-type glycerophospholipase activity; glycerophospholipid phospholipase A1 activity
Source: RefSeq, a predicted model, not a curated record